Messenger RNA from Salarias fasciatus (jewelled blenny), 1143 nucleotides. RefSeq names its product ileal sodium/bile acid cotransporter-like. Gene Ontology annotation, molecular function: bile acid:sodium symporter activity. The record is from RefSeq and is a predicted model, not a curated record. NCBI's taxonomy places the organism in Eukaryota, Metazoa, Chordata, Actinopteri, Blenniiformes, Blenniidae. Gene Ontology annotation, biological process: bile acid and bile salt transport. The transcript is spliced from 7 exons. Gene Ontology annotation, cellular component: apical plasma membrane. The coding region runs from base 1 to 1143 and encodes 380 amino acids.
AUGGCCACCUGCGAAGGAGCCGCCACGGUCUGCUCGGGCGCCAACUGUCUCGUACCUCCCAGCAACUACAAUCUGGUCCUCGGUACGGUGCUGAGCACCGUGCUCACUGUUAUGUUGGCCAUUGUCAUGUUCUCCAUGGGCUGCACGGUGGACGCCAAGAACCUGUGGGGCCACUUGAAGAGACCCUGGGGCAUCAUCAUCGGCUUCCUCUGCCAGUUUGGCCUCAUGCCCUUAAUCGCGUUCCUCUUGGCGCUCGCCUUCGAUGUGCUGCCAGUGCAGGCGAUUGUGAUCAUCAUCAUGGGCUGCUGUCCUGGAGGUUCGGGGUCGAACGUCAUCUGCUACUGGCUGGACGGAGACAUGGACCUCAGUAUCAGUAUGACGGCCUGCUCCUCCAUCCUGGCUUUGGGGAUGAUGCCCCUCUGUCUGCUCAUUUACACCACCGUCUGGACCAGCGGUGGCUCCAUCGCCAUCCCCUACGACACCAUGUGCAUCACGCUUGCAUCUCUUCUUAUCCCGAUUGCUGCAGGGAUAUUAGUGAAAAACAAGUUUCCCAACUUCGCAAAAAAGAUCCUCAAGAUCGGGUCCAUUUUCGGCUUUUUGCUCAUCGUUAUCAUCGCUGUGGUUGGAGGAGUCCUCUACCAGUCGUCUUGGGAAAUUGAUCCGGCGCUGUGGAUUAUCGGAACUAUGUAUCCCUUUAUCGGAUUCGGCCUGGGGUUCGUCCUGGCCUGGAUUGUGGGUCAGCCUUUGCACAGGUGUCGGACCAUUGCUCUGGAAACGGGCAUCCAGAACUCCUCGCUGUGCAGCACCAUCGUCCAGCUGUCCUUCAGUCCCGAGGACCUGGAACUCAUGUUUGCAUUCCCACUCAUCUACAGCAUCUUCCAGAUCGUGGCCGCCAUCUUGGCAGUAGGAGGUUACCAGUGGUACAAGAAGCGCUGCUCGCGCAAUGCGGGCGAUUCGGUCAGUGAGGACGGCGAAGUUCAAGGCGACAUUCAGAAAUACAGGAGCCGCACUCAGGAUAAUUACGACUUCGACGGCCAAGAGAUGAAAAGGGGCAACGUGAAGAGCAUCGACAAGAGCACCAUGAUACAUGGACCUCUGGACCGCAUCUCAGAAGUGGAGUUCCCCAAGAGACCCAAGUUGUGA